UCAUUUGUCAAGCGGUUAAGCCAAACAAUCAACUCCAAAAUGAAAAUCUUCAUCGCAUUGCUCAUCGCUUUCCUGGCCGUUGCUGCUCAAGGAUCUUAUCUUCCCGCUGCCACCACUACAGUCGUAGCUGCCGGUCCCAUUGGAGCUUGGCCCUACUCGACUGCAUGGAACUCGUGGAACGGCUGGAACAAGUGGAAUGACUACCAGCCUCAUUAUCUGCAGCACGGAUUGGUCGCUUAUCCAUCGUACGUCCAGGAUUGGUCUCCAGCUUAUGGUGUUUAUGGAGGUGGACACAAAACCGUCGUCCAGGCAAAUCUCGGUGGUCAUGCUGCUUCCUAUCCUUGGGGUCUUCCAUGGGGAUCGUACGGUGCCGGAUAUGCAGGAAACUUUGGAUGGGGUAGGAAGGUUGUUUAUUGAAUUCAUGAAGAUGAUGGAAUAAAGAAGUGAAUGAA
This is a messenger RNA of Aedes albopictus (Asian tiger mosquito), 452 nucleotides long. RefSeq lists its product as uncharacterized. Lineage: Eukaryota; Metazoa; Arthropoda; Insecta; Diptera; Culicidae. The transcript has a single exon. The record is from RefSeq and is a predicted model, not a curated record. Bases 40 to 417 code for a protein of 125 amino acids.